Molecule: messenger RNA, 1765 nt
Organism: Meloidogyne enterolobii
Lineage: Eukaryota; Metazoa; Nematoda; Chromadorea; Rhabditida; Meloidogynidae
Source: the annotation of a GenBank genome assembly
AAAUCCAUCAGUUCACGGUCAACAUUCCCCAGUCCCUUUUGGAGAAUUUUCAAAACACGAAAUGUUUAUGCUUUUAAAUUUUUCUUUGGUUAUUGGAACAAAUAUGUUGGCAACUGAAGCAAUAAAAUUGGACAAAUUUUUGUUUGAAAAUAAUAUUCCUUUUUUGUAUGUAAAAUCUGUUGGAAUGUUGGGGUAUUUGCGGUUAUCUUUUAAUGAACAUAUUAUUUGGAAUAAUCGAAGUGUUAAUGAUUGUUAUGAUUUGAGAAUUGACUCUCCAUUCCCAGAAUUGUUAAAACUUGCAAACGAAACAGAUCUCAAUUCAAUGACUCACGAACAACAUUCACAUACACCUUAUGUUUUGUUAUAUUUUAAAGCUAUUGAAAUUUGGAAAGAAAGACAUUCAAUUAACCAAAAUGUCGAAGAAAUGGAGGAAGGAGCAAACAAACUUUUAUUCUUCCCAAAUAUUAAAGACUACAAAACUCGAAAAGAAAUUGAAAAAAUUUUGUUAGAAAUGAGACAACCUGACGAUAAAGGACGUUUGGAUGAAGAAAAUUUUAUGGAAGCAACGAGGAAUUUGCUAAAAAGUUUGGGAAGGACUAAGGUUUUUUUUCUAAUUUUUUUGAAAGUUUUGAGGCAUUCUGAUCAGGGCUAUCCACAAUUGCUGAUUGUGUGUUUUUUGACUUGCAGAGACUGCGUUUGCGGAGUACCCUCAAAUGUUUCCAAAGUUUUGGAUGAUCCAAAAAUCAAAUCAUCUUGUAACGUCUCCAAAUAUUCAAAAUCUUCUACUUUCAAUUUAUUUUGGCUUUUUUGCUCAGCUUUAAAUAAAUUUAUUUCAAAAUAUGGACAUAUGCCUAUAUCUGGACAACUUCCUGAUAUGACUAGUGAUUCUAAAAGAUAUGCUCAAUUAUUGGGGAUUUACAGAGAAAAAUCAUUUGAAGAUGCUCAAUUAUUUUAUAAUACAAUUAAAGAAAUGACUGAAGAAGAAGAAAAUAAUGGGGAAGAGGGAGAAGAAAAUUCAAAUGUAACAACAGAUGAGGAAGAAUUAUCUAGAAUGUCAACUUCAGAAUUUAAUGAAAAACAACAAAUUGAUAAUAAUUUACUUAAAAAAAGAAUUAGUGUGUCUAUGGAAAGUAUGGACGAUUAUGAUGAUGAUAAUGAAGUAGAAGAAGGAGGAAAUGGUUCUUAUGGAGAAGACUUCUCUACAGCCCAUUCAUUAAUGGAAACUUCAAAAGAAUUUAGUGAGGAACAUUUACCUAAAAUUACAUUAGAACAAUGCAAAAAUUUUUGUAAAAAUGCUUCAAAAAUUGCUGUUCAAUAUGGGACUUCGCUUAGCUCGGAAUUUAAUGGAAAUAUUUUAAAGUCAUUACUACACAAAAUUGAACCGCCCAGACUAGACGAACUUCCCCCAGUUGUUGACCCUUUAACUUGGUAUAUACUUUUGAGAGUUGUUGAUCGAUUUCAAGAAAUUAAUGGACGUGUUCCUAAAGAAGAAAGUGAUCUACGAGAAAUGAAAAGAAUUUUGGGGGAAUUGUUGGGAGAAACUAAGGACCCAGAAUUAAUCAAAAAACAAGAACAAUUAUUCCCUGACCAAAUAAUUGUAGAAAUUUGUCGUUUUGGUGCUUCAGAAUUGCAUGUUAUUUCAGCUAUUAUAGGAGGAGUUGCUGCACAAGAAGCAAUAAAAAUUUGUACAAAUCAGUAUAUUCCUGUAGAUAAUAGUUUAAUUUAUGAUGGAAAUUCACAAAAUGCUACAAGUUUUAAAAAUUGA